CCCCAAACGGAGGCCGUAACUGCACCAGUCACAAUAAUUUCAGAACGGACGUUGGUGCACGUCGAAGAUUCUGUAACAAUUAAUCAGAAGCCCGAAACUGCAACAGUAACUAAAACGAUCAGAUUACAGAAGACAGAAACUUGCAAAAACGCCAAGAUAUCUUGCAAAGUGCAAGAACUGGAAGGAGCAUUUAGGAACAAUAUUUUUUGUGUACAAGAGACGCAGCCCCUGAGGCAGCGAAACGGCUUGACCAUAACCGCCGGGUGCUUUGAGAAGACGACCCAAAAGCAGGGCCAACAACCCGACAAGACGGAGUGCCCCAGGCAAGCGGGGCCAGUAGCUCGUGUUUCGGGGAGCGCCCCCCCCGCUAAGCGACGCUGGGUCCCACCAUCGACUUUACUAAGGCAUCGAGAUGCUCUCAAUCCAGAGGCAAGGAAUGAUCUCAUCUUCCGCAAGGUACGAGGCAUUCUUAACAAACUCACACCGGAAAAAUUCCAGAAGCUAAGUGAUGAUCUGCUUCGUACUGAACUAGAUUCGAAAGUUAUUUUACAUGGUGUAAUUCUACUCAUUUUUGAAAAGGCGCUGGAGGAGCCUAAGUAUAGUUCUAUGUAUGCACAUCUCUGUGAGCGCCUAUCCAAAGAAGCACCAAAUUUUGAAAGAGAAUCAACCCCUUGCACAUUUAAAGUUUUAUUAUUAAAUAAGUGCCGCGCUGAAUUUGAAAACAGAUCUGCGGCAAGUGAAGCAUUUAAUGAAUAUGGAGGAAAACUGUCCCCUGAGGAUGAGGAACGUAAGCACCUCGCCAAGCGCAAAAUGCUCGGAAAUAUCAAGUUUAUUGGUGAGUUGGGUAAGUUGGAAAUUCUAUCGGAAAGCAUUCUACAUCGCUGCAUUCAGCAACUACUGCAACAACAAAAAACAGCACCUCGUAGACCACAAACAUCAUCGGCACAAUCUCAACAACAACAAACUUCACAAUAUUGCAGUGAAGAUCUCGAGUGCCUGGCUCAACUGGUGCGCACCUGUGGCAAGAUCCUCGACAAUGACAAGGGCAAGAAGUUGAUGGAUCAGUACUUCACGCGCAUGGAGGCAGUGGCCCAAAAUCCAGAACUGGCACCUCGCAUCAGAUUCAUGCUUCGUGAUGUCAUUGAGUUGAGAGGAGAUGGCUGGGUGCCCCGGAAGGCAUCUAGUACUGAAGGUCCCAGACCCAUACACCAGAUUAGAGGUGAUGAUGACUUGCGAUCGUCAUAUGCAUCCAUGCGGUCUGGGGGCCGAGAUUCAGGCCUUGGAGGUCUAGGUAGAGAUCACAGAGACCAUCGUGACUCAGACCAGGAUUCAUGGAUGGGUGGUUUGCCAUUGAAACUGAGAGGCAUUAAUGACAUGUUCAAUGGACUAAAUGUGUCUAGUCCCAGUACUAAUCUUAUACCUCUUCCCCAUCAUGAUAAAUUCAAUUUUACCAGCAAUGGUUUUGGCUCAAAUCGAAAUGAGCAUCGAACUAACUCUGAAGGUUCCUUCCGAGGACAUAAUAACCAACAUGGGAAUAACCGUGGCCCAGGUUCUGCGGGAGGAAAUCAUGGCAACAACCGUGGUUAUAAUAAUUCUAAUAAACAUGGAAUGGGUGGCGGUAUUUAUGGCAACAAUGCUAACAAGGAUAUUGCCCCAAGAUUCAAAAAGAACUUCAAUCUUUUGGCUCAAGGGCCUGAAGAAGUUCAAAUGCGGCCUGCUGCUAAUAGUCUUCUUUACAAAGCUAAUAACAUCAAAACUACUCAACCUCCUCCAUCAAUGCUACCUUUGGGAGGACCUACAAAUCGUAAUAGUCAUCACACACCAAUGCAUUCAAUGACCCACUCAGACAAUAAUUUGUCAUCAACAUUGUCUUCUUCUAAGCCAGCUUCUCCUGCACCUGUGGGUGCUCUUCACAAGGAAGCACCAUUAAUUAUAAAGCAGUCAUCUACUGAUAAACCAAAACAAGCCAAAAAAGAUAAGGGUCCAAAUAAAGAAGAGCUACUCAAAAAGGUUCUUACCCUUUUACAUGAAAAUUUUCAAUCAUCGGAAGAUGGAAAAAUUAUUGAGAAUAUUGACUUAGAUAAAAUUACAACUGCUUACAGAGAAUUCAAAAUACCUGAUAAAUUUGCAAAAGACAUCAUGUAUGCAGUAUUGAAUGACAUUCUUGAAAAAAAUGAUAAUGUAAAAGAAAGGGUAGUCUCAUUUCUAAGUUCUUUACGUAAGGAUGGCUUGGUUCCAGCUGCAGCAUUUUCUGAUAGUUUUAGACAAUUAUUUAUGUCUGUAUCAGACAAAGAAGAAAAAUCCCAUUUACCAGUUGCAAAAAUUUUGUCUAAUACAAUCACAUCUAAGCUGAUGACAUUCACAGAUUUAUCAUCACUUGCUGAAAAUGGCCAAUGUUAUCCAUUGUUCUUGAUAGUCCUCGAGUGUUUAGUUAAACUUUUGGAUAAAAAUGCCGUUAAAGAAAUGCUGAACUCUAGCAAGAUCAAUUUAAUGUCAAUGCUGCCGGAAGCUGAUAGAACACAAGAUCGCUUAGCAGAAAUUCUUGAAGAUAGAGGCCUGAGUUUUCUUUAUCCUCUGCUUAGAGUGCGUGCCGAGUUAUGGAAACAAUUACAAGCAGAUCCAAAUCCACAACAAUUCUAUAAAUGGAUUAAAGAUAAUCUUGAAACCAGCUGUCACACUGAUCCAGCAUUUGUAUAUGAAUUUGUAACUGUGCUGCUAAAAUACAUAACGCAGGAAAGCACUUUGGCAGAUGGUGUGGAUGCAACAGUUUUACCCCCAAAAGCACUUCAAGAGAAAGAAAAAACUUUACUGGAGCGUUUCCAAAUUGUCUUGCAAGCAUUCCUUAAUGGCCGAACUGAUUUACAACUAACUGCUGUGUAUGCAUUGCAAGUGUAUUGCUUUACUCACAAUUUUCCUAAAGGCAUGCUCUUGCGCUUUUUCGUAAACCUUUAUGAUCUGGAAGUAAUUGAAGAAGAAGCUUUUGUACAAUGGAAAGAGGAUGUCACAGAAGCUUAUCCUGGCAAAGGGCAAGCGCUAUUCCAAGUAUUCCAGUGGCUGAUGUGGUUGCAGGAAGCCGAAUCUACUGAUGAGGAUGGAGAAGCUUAAGUGUGGAAAUAAGAAACAAAAAAAUAUGAAAAAGUCUGAUAAAAAG
Messenger RNA from Ctenocephalides felis (cat flea), 3151 nucleotides. Its product is annotated as eukaryotic translation initiation factor 4 gamma 2-like. Gene Ontology annotation, cellular component: eukaryotic translation initiation factor 4F complex. The record is from RefSeq and is a predicted model, not a curated record. Gene Ontology annotation, molecular function: mRNA binding; protein binding; translation initiation factor activity. Lineage: Eukaryota; Metazoa; Arthropoda; Insecta; Siphonaptera; Pulicidae.